Messenger RNA from Eutrema salsugineum, 2774 nucleotides. RefSeq lists its product as uncharacterized. The record is from RefSeq and is a predicted model, not a curated record. The transcript has 7 exons. Gene Ontology annotation, biological process: protein phosphorylation. Lineage: Eukaryota; Viridiplantae; Streptophyta; Magnoliopsida; Brassicales; Brassicaceae. Gene Ontology annotation, molecular function: protein kinase activity; ATP binding. Bases 123 to 2774 code for a protein of 883 amino acids.
AAAAUAUCAAUGUCUAGUUAGCAACGAGGAAGGUGCAAGUGAAAAACAUAACACAAAAUCAGAUUUUAUUGAUAAGUAUUCACUCAUUGGAACGUAUUUCAUUUUUUCCUGUAAGCUAACUAAUGGCGGAGGGGUUGCUAGUGAUUUUCAUCCUUGCUUCACACUUGUUCGUAUCCGCACUAAUCUUCACAGGAGUCUUAUCGGGGAGUAUCCUCACCAUAGAGAACAAAUGCGACCAAACAAUUUGGCCAGUGAUCUUCUCAUGGCAAUCAAAUCUCUCCACCUCAGGCUUCGCUCUCAGAGCAGGAGAGGCUCGUGCCCUUCAGGCACCGUCUUCUUGGUACGAUCUUAUCUUGGCUAGGACGCUCUGCUCAACCGACACGACAGGAAACUUCUCUUGCGCCACCGGAGAUUGCCAAUCCGGCAACGUGAAAUGUCUCUGGUCAUACGGUUGGUCCGCAGUGACUUAUGUCUAUUUUAGGAUCGGUGACGGAGGAGUCAACAGCUACACCAUCAGUGUCGAGUACGGUUACAACCUCCCUUUAACUGUGAUCCCCUCACAUAGUAGCGAGCAGUGCCGUACAUGUUUCGCCGCAGGUUGUAUGGUUGACUUGAACAAGACAUGUCCGAAUGAUCUUGAUCUGUUCACCGGUGGGAAACAGAUCGGCUGCAUUAGCUCGUGCUUGAAAUACGGUACGCGGGAGAUUUGCUGCUCACAUGACUUCAAGUCAAAGCAAAAAUGCAAGCCGACCAUGUACACGAGGAACUUCGAGCGUGAUUGCCCACUCGCAUAUAGCUACUUAUUCAACGAUAAUAACAGUACCUUGACGUGCCCGGACUCAACUGACUUCGUUGUCACUAUCCUUACCAUAGAGAACAAAUGCAACCAAACAGUUUGGCCAGUGAUCUACUCAUGGGAAUCACAGCUCUCCACGACAGGUUUCACUCUCAAAAGAGGCGAGGCGCGUGCCCUACAAGCACCAUCUUCAUGGUACGGUCUUAUCUCUGGUAGGACGCUUUGCUCAAACGACUCAACAGGAAACUUCUCUUGCGCAACUGGAGACUGCGAAUCAAGCAAGAUCGAGUGUCCCGGCUCAUACAGCUGGUCUAAAGUGACUUACGUCUACUUCAGAAUCGACUACGGUGGGAUCAACAGCUACUUCAUCAGUCUUGAGUACGGUUAUAACCUUCCGGUAAUGGUGGUCCCUUCACAGAGUAGCUCGACGUGUUUUAGCUCUGGUUGUAUGGUUGACUUGAACAAGACGUGUCCUGAUAAUCUCAAGAUAUUCAACGGUGCAACGCCAAUUGCUUGUAGUAGCGCGUGUCGAGGGUUUGCAACGCCGGAGAAUUGUUGCACGCAAUAUUUCAAGUCGAAGCAAAACUGCAAGCCGACUUUGUACACGCAGAACUUCGAGCGGGCUUGCCCAUUCGCGUAUAGCUAUCCGUACAACGAUAAUAACAGCACUUUCACAUGCACAAACUCAACUAACUACGUGAUCACGUUUUGCCCCUCUUCCGUUCCCAACAUCAACAGAAACUCAGUGGGUCCAUUAGCAGGAGGAAAACAUAAUUCUCUACGGAAGUUAAAACCCAUACUCGGAGGCUUAGCAGCUUUAACAGUGAUAAUCAUUAUUGUUGUUAUUGUGGUAGUGGUGAGAGCAAAGAAUACGAGAAGAAAGAGUGAUUCCACCGAUGAGAACAUUGAAGCGGCUGUAAUGUUGAGACGAUAUAGUUAUGAAAACGUCAAGAAGAUGACAAACUCGUUUUCUCAUGUUCUAGGGAAAGGAGGAUUUGGAACUGUUUAUAAAGGAAAAUUACCGGACACAAGCGGCCGAGAAAUUGCACUAAAGAUCUUGAAUGAGUCGUCAAAGGGAAAUGGAGAAGAUUUCAUCAAUGAGUUAGCCAGCAUGAGUAGAGCGUCUCAUGUUAAUAUCGUUUCUCUGUUUGGAUUCUGCUAUGAAGGGAGCAAGAGAGCUAUCAUUUACGAGUUCAUGCCGAAUGGAUCUCUUGACAAGUUUAUUUCCGAGAAUAUGUCAGCGAGGAUGGACUGGAAAACGUUAUACAACAUUGCUGUAGGAGUUGCUCGUGGCUUAGAGUACUUGCACAAUAGUUGUGUAUCGAAGAUUGUGCAUUUUGAUAUAAAGCCACAGAAUAUACUCAUGGACGGAAAUUUGUGCCCCAAGAUUUCGGACUUCGGUCUUGCUAAGCUCUGCAAAAACAAUGAGAGUAUCAUUUCAUUGUUAGACGCGAGAGGGACCAUAGGGUACAUUGCUCCUGAAGUCUUUUCUAAGAACUUUGGUGGAGCUUCCCCUAAGUCAGAUGUGUUUAGUUAUGGAAUGGUGGUUCUUGAGAUGAUUGGGGCAAGGAAUAGAAAGAGAGCUGAAACUUCUAGGUCUAAUAAAAGUUCAAUGAAUUUUCCAGAUUGGAUCUAUGAGGAUCUCGAGAGGAAAGAGACCAAUAGACUUGUCGGAGAUCAUAUAAUCGAAGAAGAAGAAGAGAAGAUAGUGAAGAAAAUGGCAUUGGUGGGUUUGUGGUGUAUUCAGACAAUUCCAUCUGAUCGUCCACCAAUGAGAAAAGUCGUUGAAAUGUUAGAGGGAAGUCUAGAAGCUCUUCAGGUUCCACCUAAACCUCUCUUGGAUUCACAUCUGGUGACAGCUUGGAAAACUAUUGAAGACAUAGAAGACACUUCUAGUCUCUCAACACAAAGCUUGUUAGAGAGAAAAAAUAUUUCGACCGGCCAAGAUACUCUAACCGUUUCCAAAGAAGCCGUUUAA